Molecule: messenger RNA, 1841 nt
Organism: Ictalurus punctatus (channel catfish)
Lineage: Eukaryota; Metazoa; Chordata; Actinopteri; Siluriformes; Ictaluridae
Gene: jkamp
Product: jnk1/mapk8 associated membrane protein
Exons: 7
Coding region: 246-1169 (307 amino acids)
Biological process (GO): response to unfolded protein
Cellular component (GO): membrane
Molecular function (GO): ubiquitin protein ligase binding
Source: RefSeq, a predicted model, not a curated record
AUGUAAUCUUUAUAUUUCCAUGAAAAAGGUGGAAACCGGCUCAUAUACUUUAUGCUAGCUUCAAAAGAGCCGACCAGUUCAAAGAGCCGACUCUUUCGUGAACGACACAUCGCUACCAGAGACUUUAGUGAAUCUUUCAAGUUUGAGCUCGCGGCGUUGCUAAGCUACUUGUGGGCAGAUGUAGUUAGCUAAGCUAUCGUUUCAGCAGUCUUCUGUGUAACAGCCGGUGGACCUACAUUAAUGUAAUGGCUGUGGCGAUGAUCUCCACCUGCCCGGGCCUUUACUGUGGAAAAACCCUCAUCAACGGGACAAUUGAAGGAGAAUGUGGGGUGUGUCCCCGAGGUGAGAGAGCAAACGUGGAGAAGAUCUGCCAGAAGUGUAUGGGUUUUCCGGAGCGUUAUGACUGGCUGUACCUGGGCUUCAUGGCCAUGCUGCCGCUGGUCCUGCACUGGUUCUUCAUCGAGUGGUACUCGGGCAAGAAAAGUUCGAGCGCGGUGCUGCAGCACGUGACUGCUCUUUGUGAGUGCGGCGUGGCGGCAGUGAUCACACUGCUGCUGAACGAGCCGGUGGGCCAGCUGACCAUCCAUUCCUGCGGGGUCCAGAUGCUCUCCGACUGGUACACCAUGCUGUACAACCCGAGUCCCGACUACAUCACCACACUACACUGCACCCAGGAGGCCGUCUUCCCCCUCUACACCAUCGUGCUGAUCUACUACGCUUUCUGCCUGGUGUUCAUGAUGAUGCUGCGGCCGCUGCUGGUGAAGAAGAUUGCGUGCGGUUUGGGGAAGACUGAUCGCUUCAAAAGCAUCUACGCCGCGCUGUACUUCUUCCCCAUCCUCACCGUGCUGCAGGCGGUCGGAGGAGGACUCCUGUAUUAUGCGUUUCCCUACAUCAUUCUGGUCCUGUCGCUGGUCACGCUGGCUGUGUACAUGUCUGCUUCGGAGAUCCAGUCCUUUAAGAACCUCGUGGCCAAAAAGAAGCGUCUGGUGGUGCUGUUCAGCCAUUGGCUACUCCACGCUUAUGGCAUCAUCUCCAUCUCCCGAUUGGAUAAACUCGGGCAGGAUUUGCCGCUGUUGGCCCUCGUGCCUGGACCCGCACUCUUUUAUUUACUCACAGCCCGAUUCACCGAACCCAACCGCAUUUUAUCGGAAGGAGGAAACGGACACUAAGGCACUGAAGUGUGUGUGUGUGUGUGUGUGUUAUUACCUUAUCAAUACACAAGCUACGAGGUUAAUGUUGAAAAGGAAGUAUGUCUCGCUUAAAAUCCUUCGUGUGCCUCUAGUCCACCUCGCAGGAAGUGAUCAAAAAGAUGCACGUUGAAUUCAAAUGAGCAAAAUGAUCAAUCUGGAAUUUCGCCGCUAUUUUAAAUAAGCGUUUAUUUAGAAAUGACAUUACGGAGCUUAAUGAGGUUUGGAUGAUUUUUUUUUUUUUUUUCUCAGUGAAAUUAAACGCACGUUUUAGUUUUACUGCUCAUUGAAGAAUAAUUCAUCGAGACUGUAAAUGGUUUAAAAGAAAUGGCAGGAAUACUUUAAAUCAGUGCUUGCACGUUUUAUCAGAACAAUUUGGACUUUAAAGCGCACCGAUGCUGGAGAUAAUAAAAAACACAAUCAGUCAUGAGCCAUAACUAUCUCAGUCCUUGUUUCCGCGAUGCUUUGCGUCUGAGCUGUAAAUUAUAACCGAAAGGUACCUUUUCUUACUUUUGUAAAUAUGUACAGUUGUACUGAUGGAUGUGUGUUGUUGGUUUUUUUUUUUUUCUUUUUCUUUCUUCUCUCCUUUCCCCACUGUCUCUCUGUUGUCUUUAUUGCAGCUGGUCUGUGAAAUAUACUCAUUAUUUAUCCUGU